Molecule: messenger RNA, 2993 nt
Organism: Conger conger (European conger)
Lineage: Eukaryota; Metazoa; Chordata; Actinopteri; Anguilliformes; Congridae
Gene: btk
Product: Bruton agammaglobulinemia tyrosine kinase
Exons: 18
Coding region: 295-2199 (634 amino acids)
Biological process (GO): adaptive immune response; peptidyl-tyrosine autophosphorylation; intracellular signal transduction
Molecular function (GO): protein binding; non-membrane spanning protein tyrosine kinase activity; ATP binding
Source: RefSeq, a predicted model, not a curated record
GUACAUUUGGAUUGAUUAAAACAUUUUGCCUCCAGAGAUAAAAUGAGCUGCCUUUAUGCUGCCUUCAUACAACCAUGCAAAAAUUAAGGGAAGUUACACAUCAGAGUCUGGUGUGACAAGGCACAUCGGCAGUGUGAAGAGUGAUAAUCUACUGCAGAUGACAACAGGAAAUGGUUCGAAAAAAGAAGUUUAAAAUAAGCAGCUUUGUGCCUCUCGCUGCAGCAUAUCAGAGAAUUGUCCGGUUGUAAGCAGUGCAGCUAUAAGCCAUGAGUUACCGUGAAAGCUGAUUUGACAAUGUCAGAAAGCAUACUGGAAGACAUUUUUGUGAAACGCUCCCAGCAGAAGAAGAAAACGUCUCCACUGAACUACAAGGAGAGGUUAUUCAUUCUGACACAAAACAAAAUAUCCUACUAUGACUAUGAUCCAGAGAAAGGGAAAAAGAAAGGUUUAAAGGGGACAGUAGACGUUGAGAAGAUCAAGUGUGUGGCGAACGUGCUUCCAGAAGUAAAUGCCCCUGCGGAGAGGCAGUACCCGUUCCAGAUAAUCUACGAUGAAGGUCCGCUUUACGUCUUUGCAAAGACAGAAGAGGUUCGCAAACAGUGGCUACAUAAACUGAAGCAUGUGGUGCGGUUCAACAAGGACCUGAUACAGAAGUACCACCCGUGCUUCUGGGUGGAUGGGACCUGGCUUUGCUGCCAGCAGGAGGUCAAGCAGGCCCUGGGAUGUCGAGUGCUGGAGGUGCAGAAUGGGGCCUUUUCCAAUAAAGGAUCAAGAAGAAAAUCCAGGAAACCGCUACCUCCUACACCAGAAGAGGAGGCUUCGAGACCACCACAGCCCCCACCCCGACAGGCAGAAGCAGCCCCAGGAAUGACAGCCAUUGCAGAAUAUGACUACACGCCUGUGACCGACCAGGAUCUGGCGCUUCACAAGGGCGAGGAGUACACUAUCCUUGAGAUGGUGGACACCAACUGGUGGAGAGCCAGCGACAGAAAUGGCAUGGAAGGCUACAUUCCUAGUAAUUAUGUCGUUAUGGCUGGAAAUGGUCUUGAAACAUUUGAUUGGUACUGCAAAAACAUGAGCCGCAGCCAGGCCGAGAACCUGCUGAGAACAGAGAACAAAGAUGGAGGAUUUUUGGUGCGAGAGUCAAGCAAAGCUGGAAAAUACACCGUCUCCUUGUUCACCAAGGGUGGAGGGGAUGCGGCGGGUAGCUGCCGGCACUAUAACAUCUGCCUCACCCCACAGGGCCAGUUCUAUCUGGCCGAGAAGCACAACUUUUCCAGCAUCCCCGAACUCAUCACUUACCAUCAGCACAAUGCUGCAGGCAUGGUUUCUAGGCUGAAGUACACCGUCUCAAACCAGGACAGGAAUGCCCCUUCCACUGCUGGCCUUGGAUAUGGGGUCUGGGAGAUUGACCCACGUCACUUGACCUUCAUCAGAGAGUUGGGCAACGGGCAGUUUGGAGUGGUUAAGUACGGAAAGUGGCAGGGGCAGCACGACGUGGCCAUAAAGAUGAUCAAAGAGGGCUCCAUGUCGGAGGACGACUUCAUUGAAGAGGCCAAAGUCAUGAUGAAGCUCCGUCACGAGAACCUGGUCCAGUUGUACGGCGUCUGCACCAAACAAAGGCCCAUUUACAUCGUCACAGAGUUCCUCUCCAACGGCUGCCUGCUCAACUACCUCCGUGAAGAAGUGGCAAACCCGCCGCCCAUCCUGCUCCUGGAGAUGUGCAAGGAUGUGAGCGAGGGCAUGGCUUACUUAGAGUCCCAGCAGUACCUACACAGGGAUUUGGCUGCCAGGAACUGCUUGGUGGAUGGCAAUGGAUCAGUUAAAGUCACUGACUUUGGAUUAUCCAGGUAUGUCCUGGAUGAUGAGUACACCAGCUCCGCGGGCUCAAAGUUCCCUGUACGGUGGUCUCCCCCUGAAGUCCUCCUUUACUGCAGGUUCAGCAGCAAGUCUGACAUCUGGGCGUUUGGGGUUCUAAUGUGGGAGGUCUACACCCUAGGCCGAAUGCCUUAUGAGCGUCUAAAUAACACGGAUAUUGUGAAUAAAGUUUCCUCUGGCCUGCGCCUCUAUCGCCCCCAGCUGGCCAAGGAGGCGAUUUACAGCAUCAUGCUGGACUGUUGGCAUGACAAGCCUGAAGAGAGGCCCACAUUCCAGGAUCUUGCGGUUACGAUUCAAGAUCUGCUGUACGAGCUUCAAUAAGUGUGGAUCUGAAACAUGGACCUCAUAACCAUCCACUUGCCAUAGGACUUCCUCCAUUUAAUACCCUCAGAUGGAAAGUAGCUGAACUCUCUUACGUGUGCCUGCUAGUUUGCUAUAGCCAACAUCAGCCAAAUUUGUAGUUUGAGAGCAUCCAGCUGAAGGGUGAAAUAUUCCUCACAGCUGUCGACAAUCUUGAAAGAACUUCUACUAUGUGUAUACAGGUUUGUGUAUAAAAUGGCUUGUAUGAGACCAUGAAUGAUGGACAUUCUUUCUUGUGCCACUGUGCUCUUAAGUGGCAGAUGCACUGGCAGUGAAAAUAAUUUCAUUUAAUGCAUAUUAUUAUUAUUAUUAUUAUUAUUAUUAUUAUUAUUAUUAUUAUGUUAUACAUUGUCAGAAGCAUAAACUGUGAUUAUGGUUGACAAAUAUUUUUCAAGCAGUGUGAUUACAGGCAAUCUUUGAUCAUCAAACAGUAACUGAAGAACUCAUCGCUUAAUGUUUUGAACUGCUUUCAAUUGGCCAAUACAUCUACAUCCAGAAAUGACAUUAGCAUUUCUUCUUUACUUAUAGCCUUUUUGACUGUCGGCUUAGGAAUAUAUUUUAAUGAGAUCGAUUCACUUCAAAUAAAUUAUUCAUAUGCUAUUAUGUAUAAUUGUAAAUAUUCGUGUUUAACUGAGAUAGACUAAUAUAAAUGUCAACACUUUAUUUGCCUUAAGUGCUUUUCACUGUGAAGAAGCUUGUGGAUUGUGUCAAAACUCAGGGGAGAGGGAGCUUAAAAAUAAACAUAAUAUCAAAAA